Molecule: messenger RNA, 980 nt
Organism: Anopheles coustani
Lineage: Eukaryota; Metazoa; Arthropoda; Insecta; Diptera; Culicidae
Gene: Fer2LCH
Product: soma ferritin
Exons: 3
Coding region: 127-834 (235 amino acids)
Biological process (GO): intracellular iron ion homeostasis; iron ion transport
Cellular component (GO): cytoplasm
Molecular function (GO): ferrous iron binding; ferric iron binding
Source: RefSeq, a predicted model, not a curated record
GCGAAGUAAGACGUAAAUCGUGCUUUGUGUUCUGGAGAACGAAACGUGUAUACUAGUUAUUUCCUGUGUAACCAUCACCACAGCGCCAUAGCAUUCCUGUGCGUCAGAUAGCGAAAGAAAACAAUAAUGUUUGGGAUGGAAAAAUCGAGUUUCGUAUUCGUGCUGGGAUUUGCACUGGUGGCUUCCGCCUUUGCGCAGCAAAGUAUUGGAAAUUGCGAAGCCGAUUUUGCCGGCUGCUCGGCGCAGUACUCCAGCUUCGAUGGACGUCAGAAAACAUCGAUCGACAAGGCGCUUAAUAGCUUUACGAAUCAACUGCUAGAUAAAUCGUUCAAGUUCCUGUUCAUGUCGUCGGCGUUCAACAAGUACGACCAAGACCGCCCGGGUUUCAAGAAGCUGUACCGUAAGAUCAGCGACAAGGCCUGGGAGGACAUGGUCGAUUUGAUCAAGUACGAGAGUCGCCGCGGAGCGUAUGUUAAGCUGAGCGAUUCGAAGGUCAAUGCAAAAACCUUUGAAAAGAUAUUGGAGGCAGAUGAGAUGGGCUCGCUAAAAACCGCUCUGGACUUCGAGAAGACCAUGGCCGAUAAGGCUCACGAACUCCAUAAGCAAGUCUCGCACGACCACCACACCAAAUCCGGUAAUAAUCAAAUCAACUACGAUCCGGACACGGCUCACUACCUGGACGAGAAGAUCAUCGAAUACCAGUCGGGCGUGAUUCGUGAUCUUGCCGGCUAUGUGCAGACCCUCGACAAAAUAACCAAAUCGGAGCUCGGCAAAGAAAAGGCACAAGAUUUGGCACUCCAUCUGUUUGAUGAGUAUUUGGAGAAGAGCCUAUAAGUAGCCAACCGACUGUGUCCCAUGAAGGUUGCUGGGGGAGGCAGCUUGCUGCUAUUGAAGACCCCAACGAUGUAUUUUCCAUUUUAGCGCAAUGCUGGAUUGCAAAAACAAAAACAAAAUAAACUAUGUGAUUCUAACUGGAAGCU